UUCUUUAUUUUUCUUGCACUUCAGCUUUCUUUAACGUCUAAACGCCACCUUUUGGUGACCCUGUGAAACUAGAGAGACAGAGAGAGAGAGAGCGAUUUCUGGGUUGUGAAGGCAUGGCUUCCAAGCUGUUACUGGCCGUGGUGUUUGUGUUCGAUCUGAUAGCUUUUGCUCUUGCUGUUGCUGCUGAGCAACGAAGGGCCAAAGCCAGUCUAGAACCAGUUGACGGAAGAAAUUAUUGUCAUUAUGAUUCUGACAUCGCAACCGGCUUAGGUGUGGGGUCAUUCCUGUUCCUACUGGCUAGCCAAAUCCUGAUAGUGGUGGUAAGUCGUUGCUUGUGCUGUGGGAAAGCUUUGAGACCAAGUGGUGCUAGGGCAUGGGCAAUUUGCUUAUUUAUCACUUGCUGGGUGACAUUUGCUAUCGCCGAGGUGUGCUUGCUGGCUGGUUCUGUGAGGAAUGCGUACCACACCAAAUACAGUACUCUCUUAACAAAUGAUCCCCCUUCAUGCGAAAAGUUGAGAAAGGGAGUCUUUGGGGCUGGGGCUGCUUUCGUGGUCUUAACUGGGAUUUUCUCCGAACUUUACUAUGUUAGCUAUUCCAAGGCUAACGAUGAUAAGGCUCUCUAUGCAAGGGACGCUGGUGUGAGGAUGGGGAACCUAUAGUUGACCUCUCUUACAGACGCAUAGAGAUUCUAAUAUGUAUUAAUGGUUCACUUAAUUGGUUUUAGCUAAUUAUGUUAUUUGUGUAUGCAUAUCUACAUACGAUAUGGAGUCUGCGUUGAGGAUUUUACUGAGUAGACCUGUUUUUAGCUUAAUACAUGUUCUGUUUUGUACAUCAGAGAAACAUUUCUAAACUUGUCAAAGAAAAGAGGAUGAAUUUGUUCGA
This is a messenger RNA of Corylus avellana, 882 nucleotides long. RefSeq names its product protein MODIFYING WALL LIGNIN-1. The record is from RefSeq and is a predicted model, not a curated record. Lineage: Eukaryota; Viridiplantae; Streptophyta; Magnoliopsida; Fagales; Betulaceae.